ACCAUCUCCAUUAAGGUCUUAACACCUGAACGUUAAUUUUCUAGGCACCCAGAACCCUUGGCUGUUUCUCAAGUUGUCUAAAUGUUUAUAGAGACAGUGGUGUCUGGGUUACAGCUCAGUGUUGAAUAACUUUUCACUUUAUAACAGUAAAUUAUAACUGGAUCAGGUGUGAUGGACCUAAGUUAUGAUGUCCUAUAUAUGUUCUGGCAAACAAACAUCGGGAUUUGGAUCAAAGAUUAUGAGCAGUGAGGACAACGUGAUGAAAAGCGGCGUGUAAACUUUGGGAUUUUCCUGUUAUCGUGAUUGAUUGACACCAACAUGGAGACAAUCGUUGUUAAGUUGGAUCCGCAGACUGUUGAACAAGAUGAUCUGGAAGAUUUCUUGGCCACAGAUGACAUGUUUGUCGACUACUUCAACACUUUCCUGGCAUUACCAUCCUUUCCUGAACCAGUAUGCUUUAAUGCGGAGACCGGUGGCUUUGAAGUGGUCAGUAAGGCCAAGAAAGAACUGGCACGUCAGAUUAAAACUGUGGUUAGGGCUCAGCAGAGAAAGCCCAAGAUCUACAUGGUGACCAAAAACCACAGUUAUAGUGACAUCCCAUUGAUACCUAUAGAAGACCCCCCAGAAACCAGCAGUCCAGAAAUCAACACUACCUUUAGUGUACAGACCCUAAACAAGGAGCAAGGUAUCCACUGGAUAAAGGCAGAGCGGAUGCCUCUCUUUCUGGAGAGCCAGUGCUACCUAGAGUACCGCUUGGCUAACAUCUUAGCUCAGGUCCAGCUGACAGGUUCGCAUGGCCAGUAUGUCUCUCUGAAGAUUGAUGUCAGCCACCAGGCCAAGGCACGUGCCGAGGAACCCAAAGAGGUUAAGGUCGAUCCCCUGGAAACGCUAAAGAAGAAGCUGUAUGUUUGUAUGGGUAAUACCAGUUCUACGAUAUCCGAGGCAUGGUUCUCCUCCGCUAAGCUCGCCCAGGACACAGACCCCACCUUCGUCACGUCCACCCGCCCCAGCAGUGCUAUAGGCAUGGUAACUCCCUGCCCCAGUGGGAGUGCCCGCAGAAUUCGCCCAUACAGCGCGCGCCCACUUAGCGCUCUCAGCACAUCUGAUGACCGUUACGGCAGGGACAGUGGCAUCGGGAGUUCUACCCGGGGGUCUGUGUUUGGCAGUACCCUUAACAUCAGUGCUUACGCCAGCAGCGUGGCUUCCAUCGAGGAGGAGGAGGGCGGGGCAUCAAGCCGCAUCCUAAAACCUUGUACCCCACGGCCCUCGGAACCCAUCUGUUCCAUUUCUGGAGCGGAUGUGCCCAGAGGUGUGGUGUAUAUGCCCCACCAUAAAGGGGAAAGCACAGACUCAGAGUCCGGCGUUGGGGACAUUGAUACUGACAGAGAUGAUGAUGUGGCAGAUACAAAGUUUGGUACAGUGAGCACCAGUCAAUCAACAAAAACAUUACAAAGUUCCACCAAUCAAAAGACAAGUACCGGAGUCAUUAAAAGCAUUGAUGAAUUGAGCAGCGUCAUUGUGGGAGACACGCUGGCCAAAAUUUUCGCCGAUGUCAGGAAAAUGGAGUUUAAGAAAGCUCAAAGAAUCCCAGAAAUCGGUAAGGUGUAUCCAAGUGAGGAACAUAUGAACAUUAAUGUGAAUGAUUUUGACAGCUUUGAUAUCGAUUUGGAUGAAAACAGGCAGCCAGAGAAACCUGCAUCGUUGAACUGUAAGCCAAAGUCCGAAGACAGCGACGCCGAUUCCUUGUUAGAUAGCGAGGAUGAUUUUGAGGAGCAGGACACAUUUUUCAGACGACCAAAACCAAAGGUGAUGGGUUUGUCGAGUAAAAAGGGAAUUGAGGAGUUUAAGAGUUUCAUUGCUGGCACCCAUGGAGAGAUCUACUGGAACCUAUGGCUUGAUAUCGACAAAUGUUUUCACAUGACUGAUCCUCAGUGUCAAAUUAAGUAUGCACAUAAAUUACGUGAGAAGUAUCAGUCUCCAUCUGCCAUCUACCCUCUAACCAAUGAAAUGACAGCAAAAUUUGGGCUGAGCCAACCAGAAGGCUGGACACCCCAAAAGCUGAAGAGCAUUCAGACAAAAGUAGCAGAACCCCUGGUGACAUACUGGGCUCGGAGAUAUCUGCUCCAACAAGAACGACCAAUGACAGCAAAGAAACUCCAAUACCAGGGGGAACUGCAGGCUCGUGAACAUGUUCGACCAGUGAAUGCAGUAACAAAGGGUGCACUGUUACCGCUGAGGCCAAAAUCUUGUCAUCCUCGCAUCAGACAGGUGACAGAGAGGACACCCAGUGAAGGUUCCGCAGAAAUGCAGGAGCAGACUGAGUUGAAAACCUCACCCCCGGUGGGAAUGAGGCGAACUUAUUCUAGUGCUGCCAUUGAGAAAAUCCAGAGGGCGUUUAAUAUGGGCAAGGGAAAAGACAUCGCCAAUCAAACAAGUGACGUCAAAAAAAAACCGGAAAGAUCUUUGCCACAACUUCCAUCCGGGAAAAAAAAGCUACCUACACCUCCUACGUCAAAGCCAGUUUCCAGGGACAGAAGACCCAAAACAGCCUGUUCCAUCAGAACAAAGUCUGCACUAUCCAGUGUAACAGAGGGGAGGUCGAGCCUGACGAAUGAGAGUCCGAGAGAGGAGAGUGGUGGGAAGGGAGAUAAGUCUGCAUCUCGUUGCAGUUCAGCCAGGAGUUCCAGGAGCAGUAGCAGCCGCAGCUCCUCCAGUCAGGCCAGCUCCGUAUUCCUGGGGGGUCAGAGGAUGGAGUGUCUGUUACAGGCUCUACACCAUGAGAGAGGCUCUGGGGGGUUCUUCAAAAGAUUUGUGGAGAAGAGUAACAACAGUUUGUGGAGAAAUAAUCUAAAGUUUUGGUGUGCAGUUCAAGAGUACCACCAGGCUUUUUGUAGCCAAUCCCUAGACCAUGCCGCUGUACAACGAAAGGCCAAGAUAAUCUUCUCGUUGUACAUUGUGGGUGGUGCGCCCCGUGACAUCGGCUGUAGUGCAGACAUCAGGGCGCAGGUGUACUGUCAGCUCGACCCGCCCUUUGAGGAACUAUUUGAUUCAGCGGAGGAAUACACGAUCGAGGUGUUGUACGGAGCCUGGACUCAGCUGCUGGCUUCUGACAAUAAGUCUUACAGCAAGGUGGAGUUAAUUGAAGUAAAGCGCCACCUGGAGACAAAGUCAAAAUACGUCCUGAAUCUGAGGAAGAGGGGACUAAUUAGUGAGAGAGUGCUCACACCUGAAGAUCCCAUGGAGGGCUACGAAGACCCGGUCUACGACGAAUCUCUGCUGGAGAAGAUCCCUGAGGAGUUUCGCGACUACUCCCUGGAUAAGCUCAUCCACAAUCGCUUGGAGCUUGAACAGUUCCGUCAGUUCCUCAAUGCCAACUACGCCAGCAUGGACCUGAUGUGCUGGAUGGAGAUUGAGUCAUUCAGGAGACUUCCGCACACGGAGGAGAAGAAGAGAGACGCCAAGGCCAAAGACAUCAAUGCCAAAUACCUCAACAAGAAAUAUUUCUUCGGAGCCAACAGUCCUGCUGGGAAAGAGGGACAAGAUAAGGUGAUAGAAGUAGGUGGAGGGUGGGGGAAGCUGCUGGAAGACCGACCCCCAAACCCUGUUCUAUUGGAGGCCCAGAAAUAUGUUCAAGAGAGGCUGGAGAAAAAAUGGCUGCCUCAGUUCCUCGCUCUUCCAGAGUUCAUGGAGCGUCAGAAACCUGUUCAGACGAUGGACAAUGUGAUAGAUGAUGUCAUCGUUCAGAAACGACACAAGUCCCAGGCUGUGCUUAAGGAUCUGGGUUCAGAUUGCAGCGACUCUGAUCUCAGUGACAUGCUGGAGGAACUGACCAGCACUGACCACAGCUCUCAGAUGUUGGAGAGUCGCUGGGUGACAUCAUCUGGUGACAUCAUGACGUUCCGCAAGGCUCUCCUCAACCCUAUCACGUCCCUACAGUUCCGACGCUACAUCUCUAUCAAAGGCGACAGCUUAGAGAAUGAUGUACUCUUCUGGCUGGAGGUUCAAAAGUACAAGGAAUUACACCACACAAACACAGACGACUCCACGCUUCUCCACAAGAUCAAUGCCAUCAUCAACUGUUUCUUGGAUUCUCCCAUCCCGCCCAGCUUACAGGUAGACAUCCCUCAGGAGACGGCCGAUAAAAUCAUCGACAGGAAGUACGAAAAGGGGCCAUACCUGUUCAGAGAUGCUCAGCUGAUUGUAUUCAGGGUGCUGUUUUCCCACUGGAACGAAUUUUGUGAAUAUAGAACAAAUUUAGCUCCAGACAAAGUGUUACCAACGAUAGAGCGCCAGAGACGGCGCGUGAAGAAGAAGGAACGCGAGAGACAGCAACGGCUAGAGGAGCAGAGAGAAAAGCAAAUCUUAAAGCGGAAGGAGGCCGCUAGACGUCAAGCUCUUGGAUUACCUUUAGAAGGGGAUUACGAUGAGCCGGAUAAUUUCCACGAUCCGUUCGCAACGAAGGCGGAGGGAAGCGAGGUGGGAGAUGAUCCAGGAUCUGCCGCAGGGAAGGACAGUAUCUCGUGGACAUACUCUCAGUACAUGGCUGCUCUCCAGGCCGAAGACAUACUAAAUCACCUGGAUGAGAGUUCGUUAAGCUCGUUCACUGAAACAGGAUCUCUGAAACCUUUGGAGAAGGACCGGCUGUCAGGCAGUGCGCAAACAGACACCCUGACCAAGGCAGACAACAAGUCUGAGAGUCCACCGUCCUCCAAGCGUUCCAAGAAGGAUUUCAAGUCAGGACCCAACUCUUUGCUAGACAAAGAAAAGAACAACAAGCCAGGCGGUCUUAAGACCGAUAGAGAAGCAAGAAGUGAUAGAAGUUUUGCAACCAGCAGGAGCGGUAGAACAACAAAGAUAGAGGCUGGUAAAUCAGCAUCCCUGCCUAAACCUAUGGCAAAGACAGAGGCCUCUCUAACCUUAACAGUGCCUGGGUCUAGGAGAAAACACAGCCUUUCUCGUGAUGGCCCUACUACCUGAAAACAGACUCAUUCCAUCGAGGCCCUACUUCCUGAAAAUUAACUCAACCUGCCAAGGCCUUCCUACCUGAAAACAGAAUUAAUUAAUCAAAGUCUUCUACCUGCAUAGAUUUAAUUAAUAAGGCCUUCUGACAGAUUUUAUAUAGCUCUCCUUUAUUUAUGUCCUGAAUACUAGGGUUGACAGAUCAUUAGGCAUGAAUUACACAAUACAAAGAGCCUCCACUUUUAAAAAGUUAUGAAGUUUAUAACUUUUGUAGAAACUCCUGAUAAAGUUAUGAAUAUUCUUUUCUCAUGUACUUACGUUUUUAUAACAUAUUCAUGGCAUGAACUGUCAAAGGUGGAUAUGUAUGUCUUUGUUAUUUUGGUCUGAUGGUGAAAUACAUGGAGUAAGGGAAGUGUCCAUCUCACAGUUCAGCUUGUCAACCGGUAAAACAAUAUGCAAAAAGUGGAACUCCCAAAGACCCUACUUUUUCUCAACAUGUACAUUAAUAGUUUGUUUUCAUCUUUGGAUUGUGUCUUUUCGAAUGGAAAAAGGCAUGAACUAUUAUCUCAAGUCGUGAAUUCCUGUUCAGAAAUAUUCUCUAGCAACCCUGUGAAUACAUUGAUGUGUUUGUUUCCAGUCUUCUGUUGAAGUAUUGGCUUCCAGUCUCCUGUGGAAGUGUUCAAUAUAAAAAUGACUUAAACAGGCCAGGUUGGUUGUUUAUUGGAAGAACUACGGUGUGUUAUGCAACUAAUGUGACCUGUUUGAUAAUAGAACAAGAAUGGGUCUGAGCGAAGUAGGUCAAGCACAUAUUUUUGUUAUCAACAUCCAUUUGUGUUAUGGAAAUUCAGGACUGUUUGUAAACUGGGCAAACCUUUUAAAACAUUGAUUAUUCAUGGUUGUUUACGCAUGCUGAACUGUCGAACAAUCAACAUGUGUUAUCUGUUUGACAAAAUAUAACCCCAAAACUAGUAUUUACAUUAGCUUUUUAGCGAAUCAUACGUAACUGCGCGUUCCCAUGUAAUAUUUCAAAGGUAAACACAUGAGCAGUUUAUUUGCACUAAAAUAUAAAUGUUUUUCUGGCAUGGUUAGUGCUCUGUAUUAGCCAGUUCCGUUUAUAGUAAACCCACACGGUAUGGGCUACCGUCACUUUCCUCUAAAACUGAUAACCUCCACCAACAACAUAAUUAGACAUCUACUUUUUUUUUCUUCCCUGCAUACUUUAUAGAGACGGCUUCUGGGGUUUUAGAACCUUUAAAACUGUUCCUGUGGAUUAUUUUUUUCUUGGCCUGCUUGAGCAUGAUUUAUUUUUGUAUAUAUGUCCUUUUGCUGAUAAGGCUAAACAGUACUGAUAACCACUCGUUAGAAACAAAAGUGCGCUAACGGGGAAAAAACAGUGCAGCCCAAGAAUUUACCCAGAUAGCAUUACAUGUGAGUUUAUACAGGGUGUGAUUUGAUUUCCUGCCAAGUAGAUUAAAAUGUAAACCUGGUCUUCGGAGGUUUGAUUGUGCUUGCAAGCUGUAGUCGUCGAUCUAGUUUAAAUCAGUUGAGAAUCGACUCCAGAGUCUAAUGUGUGCAAGAAAUGAGUAAACUGCAGGAUCCCGAACGGUUUAAACUAAAAAUCAGUAGAAAGUCUGUUGUGUGAGUGAUGCUAGAUGCUAUUGUAUUAUUAUAACACAAUACUUUGUUGUAUUCAAGAGAAUAUUCUGUUAGCCUAAUUGAAUCUUUAUGUUGAAUUUGUAGAAUGUAUGUCUUAUAUAAUAUAUUUAACAGAAUAAUCUGCUGAAAUAACAGAAUAUACAUUCUAGCAUCACUCAGACAACAGACUUUCUGUUAAAUUUUUUUUCGGGUAGUAAAUGUUCAAAUUCGGAACAGGCUGCACAUAUAUUGUACAUAAAAUGUCAAAAAAGUAUUUAAUUAAUGCUUGUAUAUACUGUUAAUUAGGUAAUUCGACCUUAUGUAUAUAGGUGAAUACAAGAAGCUUAUGUAAAUUAUAUAUUCAUGCUUGUUAAAUUUGUAUGUCCAAGUAAUUAUAUCUGUUUUCCGUCCAAAAUGUAUAUAAAAUAUUGUAAUGAAAUAAAU
Liolophura sinensis is the source of this 7038-nucleotide messenger RNA. RefSeq names its product regulator of G-protein signaling 22-like. Gene Ontology annotation, cellular component: nucleus; cytoplasm. The record is from RefSeq and is a predicted model, not a curated record. Gene Ontology annotation, molecular function: G-protein alpha-subunit binding. Gene Ontology annotation, biological process: regulation of signal transduction. The coding region runs from base 319 to 4977 and encodes 1552 amino acids. NCBI's taxonomy places the organism in Eukaryota, Metazoa, Mollusca, Polyplacophora, Chitonida, Chitonidae. The transcript has 22 exons.